AAUAGUUUUCAACAAAAAGGCAUUUAUAUGGACUGUGCUAGCUGUACUGGUCGUGGUUGGCAUCGUGCUUGGAUUGGUAUUCGGCUUAAAAAGCGACAAGCAAAUCGUUGGAGCCGUGGUUUCUAAUGGAAGAGGUUGUGCCGAUAUAGGCAGUUUCGGUGCCAAAGUUCGGUCUCGGCAAACUGGUAUUAUCCUAAACGAUGAAAUGGAUGACUUCUCGACUCCAGGACUCGUCAAUGGCUUCGGCAUACCUGCCUCGCCCGCUAAUUAUAUACAGCCUGGAAAGAGACCCAUGUCGUCCAUGUGUCCGACAAUAAUACUCGAUCACGAUGGCAAUGUACAAAUGCUGGUUGGCGCGGCUGGCGGUAGCAAGAUCACUACUUCGGUUGCAACGUCAAUAAUCAAAUACCUGAUUUUCAAAGACUCUCUAAGUGAGUCCGUUAACGGAGGCAGACUACACCAUCAAUUGGCUCCAAUGCAAGUAGACUUUGAAACCGAAGUAGACGCGCCAAUCAAAGAGUAUCUGAACACAGUGGGUCACGUAUUAAAUGAGUUGGAGUCUGGAUCCGGAUUUGCAGCUGUUACUGCUAUCGGAGUACGUGACGGUACCCCAGAACCAUUUUUUGAUCGACGGCGGGUUGGAAGCACUUCGACAGUAACUCUUCGAAAUAAAAUGCAGCAUUAAGCGCCUAUGUAAGAGUAUUACACCCGUCACAAGACUAUGUGUUUGUUCUGUGAUAAUUAUUACAAACACAUUAAGGGCCGGUUACUCAAUGUCUGGUUAACACUAAUCUGCGGUUAAACAUCGUUGUCGACGUUACC
Messenger RNA from Rhagoletis pomonella (apple maggot), 822 nucleotides. RefSeq names its product scoloptoxin SSD20-like. Gene Ontology annotation, cellular component: plasma membrane. The transcript is spliced from 3 exons. Lineage: Eukaryota; Metazoa; Arthropoda; Insecta; Diptera; Tephritidae. Gene Ontology annotation, molecular function: glutathione gamma-glutamate hydrolase. The record is from RefSeq and is a predicted model, not a curated record. The annotation marks the transcript as partial. Gene Ontology annotation, biological process: glutathione catabolic process.